AUGAAGGGAUUAGUGCACCUCAUGCUUGCUUUGACGGCGGGUUCAGUGGCCGCAAGCCCGUUGCAUGAUGUGCAGACGCCGCUAGCAUUGGCCAGGCACGGAGCGAAGGUCGAUCUCAUAAACGAACUCAAGAAAGCAGAGAUCAUACCUCAGAUCCUCGACGACUUCGUGCCCGAGCUCACCGUCGCGGCGUUCUGGGAUCAUGCUACUGCUGAGGUCGGCAAUACUGUCAAUCCGGAGCUUACACAGAAGAGACCUAAUCUGCAACUUAUCGACUAUAUUUCGGAUGACUUUGUGGCGACUACCCGAUCACUGUUGGAGCCCAGCGUUCAGUUCACGGUUGCUUUGACCGACCCGGAUGCUCCGAGUAGAGAUGAUCCGAAGUGGAGUCAGAUGUGCCAUUGGAUUGCUACGAAUGUGUCUUUGACUGAAAUGGAUUCAUUCCGAGAUCUCCUAUCUACCAGACCUUACCAAGAAGACAACGCUUUAGUCGAGACUCAAUUUAGCAAAGGCAUGGUCACCAUCAUGCCAUACAAGGCGCCUGGCCCGCCACCGAAGACGGGAAAGCAUAGGUACAUCUUCGUUGCUCUGGCGCCGAAGAAUAGGACAACAGAGACGUUACGUUUGGUGAAGCCAAGCGAUAGGCAGUACUGGGGCUAUGGAAAGGAGGGUAAAGGGGUCAGAAACUGGGCGGAGGAGAUGGGGCUCGUUGUGGUUGGUGCCAAUUUCGUAUAUGCGCAGAACAAGAAGCAAUGA
Molecule: messenger RNA, 756 nt
Organism: Recurvomyces mirabilis
Lineage: Eukaryota; Fungi; Ascomycota; Dothideomycetes; Mycosphaerellales; Teratosphaeriaceae
Gene: TFS1
Product: carboxypeptidase Y inhibitor
Exons: 3
Coding region: 1-756 (251 amino acids)
Biological process (GO): regulation of Ras protein signal transduction; regulation of proteolysis
Molecular function (GO): peptidase inhibitor activity; phospholipid binding
Source: RefSeq, a predicted model, not a curated record